This is a messenger RNA of Cryptosporidium muris RN66, 1260 nucleotides long. Its product is annotated as phosphoglycerate kinase family protein. Gene Ontology annotation, molecular function: ADP binding; phosphoglycerate kinase activity; ATP binding. The record is from RefSeq and is a predicted model, not a curated record. The transcript has 2 exons. Bases 1 to 1260 code for a protein of 419 amino acids. Gene Ontology annotation, biological process: gluconeogenesis; glycolytic process. Lineage: Eukaryota; Apicomplexa; Conoidasida; Eucoccidiorida; Cryptosporidiidae. Gene Ontology annotation, cellular component: cytosol.
AUGGAUCUAUCUAAGAAACUAAGUAUAAAAGAUAUUGUAUCUGAGUUAAGAGAUAAAAGGAUUUUUAUUAGAGUGGAUUUUAAUGUCCCGAUUAAAAAUGGAGUUGUAUCUGAUAAAACCAGAAUUGUUGCAUCUAUUCCAACUAUUAAAUUUGCAUUAAAUCAUGGAGCAAAAUCUGUUGUAUUAGCCUCUCAUUUAGGACGUCCAGAUGGUCAAAGAAAAGAGGCCUUUUCUCUCAAACCAUUGUCCCCCAUUUUGGAAGAACUUCUAGGGUGUAAAGUUGAGUUUUUAAGUGAUUGUGUUGGACCAGAAGUAGAGGCAGCUUGUGCAAAUCCUAAACAAGGAAGUGUAAUACUACUAGAAAAUCUACGUUUUCAUAUUGAAGAAGAAGGAAAAGGUGUAAACUCUCAGGGAGAAAAAAUAAAAGCUACAGCUGAACAAGUAGAAAAAUUUAGAGCUUCAUUAAGUAAACUAGGUGAUAUAUAUGUUAAUGAUGCAUUUGGUACUGCUCACAGGGCUCAUAGCUCAAUGGUUGGAGUUAACUUACCUCAUAAAGUAGCUGGUUUAUUAUUACAAAAAGAAUUAGAAUACUUUGGAAAAGCAUUAGAAAAUCCAAAUCGUCCAUUUUUGGCAAUCUUAGGUGGUGCGAAAGUUUCUGAUAAGAUUCAAUUGAUUAAAAACUUGUUAUCUAAAGUUAAUAUGAUGAUUAUUGCUGGUGGUAUGGCUUUUACUUUUAAAAAAGUUAUUGAUGAGAUGCAAAUUGGUGAAUCUCUUUAUGAUGAGGAAGGAGCCAAAAUUGUUAAAGAUAUUAUUGAAACAGCAGCUAUAAGAAAGGUUCAAAUCAUAUUACCUCAAGAUUUUGUGAUAGCUGAUUCAUUUUCAGCAGAUGCUAGUGCAAGGGUAGUUAAAGACUCAGAAGGAAUACCUGAAGGUUGGAGAGGAUUAGAUAUUGGGCCUGAAACUUCAAAUAUCUGUAAAGAAGCAAUUUUAUCAGCUAAAACAAUUGUUGCAAAUGGACCCCCAGGUGUAUUUGAGAUGGACAAAUUUUCAAAGGGUUCUAGAUCUCUUGUUGAGGCUUUAGUUGCAGCUACACAGGCUGGAUCUAUUACUAUUGUUGGUGGUGGUGAUACAGCUUCUCUUGUAGAAAAGUGUGGUACCUCAUCAAAAGUAUCACAUGUAUCUACAGGUGGUGGAGCAUCCUUAGAACUUCUUGAGGGUAAGCUACUACCUGGUGUUGUAGCUUUAUCUAAUAAGGAGUAA